Molecule: messenger RNA, 1884 nt
Organism: Fusarium keratoplasticum
Lineage: Eukaryota; Fungi; Ascomycota; Sordariomycetes; Hypocreales; Nectriaceae
Exons: 4
Coding region: 1-1884 (627 amino acids)
Molecular function (GO): RNA binding; 3'-5'-RNA exonuclease activity
Source: RefSeq, a predicted model, not a curated record
AUGUCUUCGCAACAGCUGCCCCAACUCAACAUCGAUCGCUAUGUCGUGAUCCAUGUUGCGACCACCUGUGACGAGCACGGCGUUUAUGUGACAAAGGACUCGGCCGAGGUGAUUGAGCUUGGUUGGAUCUUGCUCGACGCAAACUCGCUCGAGGAGAUCACCCACGAGAGUGUCCUUGUCAAGCCAGUCAACACUCCCAUCACUCCUCUCUGCACGAGCCUGACCACUUUGACUUGGGAGCAUGUUCGAAACGCUGGUACCUUUAGAGACGCUAUCACCCGAUUCGACACAUUUGCUACCGAGUACUUGACCUCCAAGAACCUCGACUUCGUCUUCGUCACACUCGAUGCUUGGGACCUCCGUGUCCAGCUUCCUCGCGAAGCCCGCGACAAGGCCGUCGUGCUGCCUCCCUACCUCCAGCACUCGCGAACCUUCGAUCUCCGCACCGAGUACCAGCGCUGGCAGCAGCACCACCCCGAGUCCCUGCCCUUUGGACCAUCAAUGCUCUCCAACAUCUGCGCCGCUCUCGAGGUCGAGCCCGUCCAGUCGAGUGCUCCCAUCAAGCACAACCUCCCCUUCCACCUGCAGGCGCUUGCCCCAGCUUCGCCUCGGCGUGCGAUGGAGGAGGCUAUUACCCUCGCCCGUGUCCUCCGGGGCUUGAUUAGAAAGUCACAGCCUCCCCAGGAACACCCCGAUGUGCUGACACGACCUAUGGAUGCCCGAGCUGACGUCCGAGCCUUCCUCUCAGAGAGGAGCAAGGUUCUUCACAUGUCGGGUCUCCCCCACGACACGACUCAGUCGGAGCUUGAGAGCUGGUUCACCCAGUUUGGUGGCCGGCCCAUCGCCUUCUGGACCCUUCGAACUCCCGAGCAGCACAAGCCCACCGGUACCGGUUUUGCUGUCUUUUCUUCCCACGAGGAGGCUGCCGAGAGCCUUUGCAUGAAUGGCCGUGCCCUUAAUGAGAAGGCCAUUGAAGUCUCGCCCUCGUCUAGCCGUGUCCUCGACCGCGCUCAGGAUAUCCUGACUCCAUUCCCUCCCAGCAAGAACCGCCCUCGACCCGGUGACUGGACCUGCCCCUCUUGCGGCUUCUCCAACUUCCAGCGCCGAACCGCUUGCUUCCGAUGCUCGUUCCCCGCCGUCGGCGCCGGCCCCUCGAACGAUAUGGGUGGUGGCAACUACGGAGGAUACGGUUAUGGCCCACCUGCUAUGAUGCCCCCUCCUCCCCACGGCGGCCACCACGGUCCCAUGGGCCACGGUGGCGGACGCAUGGGUGGCAGCGGUGUUGUGCCAUUCCGUGCCGGUGAUUGGAAGUGCGGCAAUGAGGUAUGUGGCUACCACAACUUCGCCAAGAACGUCUGUUGUCUGCGUUGCGGUGCCAGCCGCGCGGGUGCUGCUGUCGUUGCCGACUCUGGCUACCCUUCUCCCAUGGACAAUGCUUCACAGUACGGCAUGAACCAGGGUUCCAUGGGCGGUGCUCCUGGACCUGGACCUUUCGCUUCUGGCAGCUCGUUCGGCUCUGGCGGUGGUUACAACCAGCACUUUGGUGGCCCUCCCAGCCACUAUCUUCCCUCCGGCCUGGGCGGUGGUGCUGCGGCUUACCCAAGCUCCCUGAACACACACGGCUUCGGCUCCGGCCCUGGUUCCCACUCGGCCGGCCCCUUUGAUAGCAGAGCUGCCGAGGCUGCUUUCCAGUCGGCCACCAACGGCCCUGCGUCGGCCGGACCGUCCAACAACUUCUAUAACAACAACGCCAACAACAGCGGCGGUAACAACGAGAACGACCCCUUCGCGUUCCUUUCGAGCGGCAUCGGUGGUCUGUCUGUCAGCGGCGGAGAUGCUCGCCAGAAUGGUGGCUCGGCGCCUCCCAACAAGUCGCCCGCUUAA